AUGGCCACAAAAGAGGGGAAGGCAUUUAAGCCAGGUGUUCUGCUGAAAACACCAAAAGGAACGCGCGAUUGGGUAGGCGCCGACCUGCUUCUAAGAGACCACAUUUUCAAUACCAUCAGCAACAUCUUCAAACGCCACGGCGGGACGCCCCUCGACACACCCGUCUUCGAACUCAAGGAGAUCCUCGCCGAGAAAUAUGGCGAAGACUCAAGACUCAUGUACGACCUACAAGACCAAGGCGGCGAGCUCUGCUCCCUGCGCUUUGACCUUACGGUCCCAUUCGCGCGCUGGGUGGCCAUGAACAACGUCACGCAGGUGAAGCGGUAUCAAAUCUCCAAGGUAUACCGGCGAGAUCAGCCCGCGAUAGCCCGCGGCCGAUUGCGGGAGUUCUAUCAGUGCGAUUUCGAUAUUGCGGGGCAAUGUGAUCCGAUGAUUGCGGAUGCGGAGAUUAUGUGUGUUGUUGUAGAGGUGUUCGAGGCGCUGCAGUUAGACAUCACCAUCAAAUUCAAUCAUAGACGGAUAUUGGAUGGACUUUUUGCAGUCGCGGGGGUGCCGGAUGACAAGAUUCGGGCUAUUAGCUCGGCGGUGGAUAAGCUGGAUAAGAUACCGUGGGUCGAGGCCAAAAAGGAGAUGGUCGAGGAUAAGGGUCUGCCCGAGGAGGUUGCGGAUCGAAUUGGCGGAUAUGUCCAGCACAGCGGGAACAUUAGCGAGAUGUUGGAGUUCCUGAAGUCAGACGAAAAGCUCAUGGCGAACGAGAACGUGAAAGCGGGAGUUGCUGAUAUUAGUCUUCUGGUCUCUUACUUGGAGGCCAUGGAUGUCGCUAACAAGGUGUCUUUCGACCUUUCGCUGGCUCGAGGCCUAGACUACUACUCCGGGUUGAUUUUCGAGAUCAUCAUGACACCGCCCAACAUAAAGGGUCCGACAAAUCCCAAUGACUUAGGGGCACCGAGUCUAGAAUCAAAGCCUAGAAACGCAUCCUCACAACCACAAGUCGGCAGCAUAGCCGCAGGCGGCCGCUAUGACAAUCUCGUCGGCAUGUACGGCAAACGUCCAAUCCCGUGUGUCGGUAUAUCCUUCGGCAUCGACCGCAUCUACACGCUGCUCGACGUGCGGCGCGAGAAGAAGCCCUCCGCGUUGACUCAAGAGAUCGAUGUGUAUGUCAUGGCGUUCGGCGGCAAGGAUUUUGGUGGCCUGCUGCCCGAGCGCAUGAGCAUUGCUCGUCUGUUGUGGAACGCGGGCAUCCGCGCAGAGUUCUCGGCGAAGGUCAUACCGAAAUUGACGCAGCAAUUCAAGGCGGCGAAGGAUGUGCCGCUUGCUGUUAUACUUGGGGAGGAUGAGCUGGCUGCUGGGCAGGUUAGGCUGAAGGCUUUGGGGUCUGGUGAUGAUGAGGCGAAGCAGAAGGAUCGGGGGCUGUUGAUUUAUAAGAAGGAUUUGGUUGAGGAAGUGAAGAAGCUGCUGACGGCUAUUGUCCAGGCGUGA
Molecule: messenger RNA, 1479 nt
Organism: Lachnellula hyalina
Lineage: Eukaryota; Fungi; Ascomycota; Leotiomycetes; Helotiales; Lachnaceae
Product: Histidine--tRNA ligase, mitochondrial
Exons: 2
Coding region: 1-1479 (492 amino acids)
Biological process (GO): mitochondrial translation; histidyl-tRNA aminoacylation
Cellular component (GO): mitochondrion; cytoplasm
Molecular function (GO): histidine-tRNA ligase activity; ATP binding
Source: RefSeq, a predicted model, not a curated record